Passer domesticus (house sparrow) is the source of this 1333-nucleotide messenger RNA. RefSeq names its product mitochondrial fission regulator 1 (gene MTFR1). Gene Ontology annotation, biological process: mitochondrial fission; aerobic respiration. Bases 255 to 1274 code for a protein of 339 amino acids. The record is from RefSeq and is a predicted model, not a curated record. NCBI's taxonomy places the organism in Eukaryota, Metazoa, Chordata, Aves, Passeriformes, Passeridae. The transcript has 8 exons. Gene Ontology annotation, cellular component: mitochondrion.
CGGUGCGGGAGGGGAAGCCUGCCUGAAAGCGCGUACAGGCCGCUCGGGGCGGCCCCGGCGUCCCCGGGCAGCGCAGGUGCCGGCAGGACCGUGGAGGCGCCUCGGGGUGCUGGGCCGAAGCUUCCGCUCGUGCGGGGGAACUGCUGUGAUGAGAAGGUGACAGGUCACGGGAAUAAUAACUACUAUGGAACCUUGGCAGCCUUGUAGGUUUGGAAGGCUUAAAUCCAAGUUCGGAAAGGCCUUUUCCAGUCCUGAUGAUUUGCUGGCUAAAGCGCUUAAUUAGGAUGGCUUUUGAACAAAUUGGAUUGAACAUGGAAUCAGUGCUUUGGUCAAGCAAGCCUUAUGGUUCAUCUCGAAGUAUUGUAAGAAAAAUUGGUACUAACCUCUCUCUUAUACAGUGUCCAAGAGUUCACUUUCAGCUUAUUUCUCAUGUGGCGGAAGGAAACACUCCUGCUCACCUCAGAGAAGAUGCAGUGGCCUCCUUCGCUGAUGUGGGGUGGAUUGCUGAGGAAGAAGGUGAAGACUCUACAAGGCUCAGGUCAGAAGUUUGGUUAAAAACAACCCAGCCUCUUCCAGGUGAAGCACAUCAUUCCAGGAAGCCCCCACACAGACAAACGUCCUUGCAGAGCCCGGCGGGAGAGGAGCCAGUGCCCAGGAGCGCCGUGAUGGCAAACGAAGAGGCACUGCAGAAGAUCAGUGCCCUGGAAAAUGAACUGGCCUCUUUAAGAGCACAGAUAGCCAAAAUUGUAACCUUGCAAGAACAGCAGAACUUGACAACAGUUGGGUCCAGUCCACUUGCUCCAGCUGCUGUCCCUGUUCCACCUCCGCUACUGCCACCACCUCCUCCUCCUCUGCCUCCACCCCCUCCCUCAAGUCUGGGUCACAGUAAGUCUGCAAUUGAUCUCAUUAAAGAGAGGAAAAACCAAAAAACGAACGCUGGCCAGAAUGUGGUGGAAAAUGGGCCAAAGAAGCCUGAAGUACCAAACAUGCUAGAAAUCCUCAAAGACAUGAACAGUGUGAAACUGCGCUCGGUGAAAAGAUCCUCAGAAGGUACAAAACCUAAAGUGUCUCAGCCUGCAGAUCCUGCAACGUUAAUAGCAGAAGCUCUCAAAAAGAAAUUUGCGUAUCGAUACCGAAAUGAUAGCCAAGGUGAAACAGAAAAAGUGAUUCCAAAGGCUGAAACAAAGAAACAAACAAAGACUGAGGUAGUGCUGUUUGGACCACACAUGCUGAAGUCUACAGGAAAAAUGAAGACUUUAAUUGAAAAAUCUUAAAGAUUAUUCUGCAAAAGACUGUUAAGCUGCUUUGUAUAAAAUAUUUUAUGUUGCAAAUA